Colletotrichum destructivum is the source of this 1309-nucleotide messenger RNA. Its product is annotated as Putative High mobility group box domain-containing protein. NCBI's taxonomy places the organism in Eukaryota, Fungi, Ascomycota, Sordariomycetes, Glomerellales, Glomerellaceae. The record is from RefSeq and is a predicted model, not a curated record. Bases 188 to 1189 code for a protein of 333 amino acids. Gene Ontology annotation, molecular function: DNA binding, bending. The transcript is spliced from 2 exons.
CUUCACUUUCUCAGGCACCAAACCCCCCAAAACUCAACCGCCAAUCUUUCGCCUCUUUUUUUCUACAGCGUGAUACCAAUUCCUCGCAUCGUCGCGCGCCAAAGCAACAAACAUCUUGGUUCAUUACAGCGGCCGCCGGCACUAAGACCCAACGCCGUCAACCACAACCACCAGGACAACAAUCACAAUGCCCCGUCCCUCUAAGAAGGCCGCCACCGAGGCCCCCAAGCCUCCCGUUGCUGCUGUCCCCGUCGCGCCUGCGCAACCCGUGCAGCCCCUCCAGAUCCCCCAGAGACACAUUGAUGUCGAGGGUUUCAUCCGCGUCCGCGACUCGGUCCACCAACGUCUCAUCACCAUUCUGGAGCUGAUCAAGAACUUCUCCGAAGACUACUACCGCCAGACCAGUCUUCUGCUCGGCGAGUCUGCCAAUGAUGGCAUCCCGGGCAUCGACCACCCUCUGGUCAACCUGGAGCAUGCUGUAGCUCAGAACAUUGCUCCUCUCGCCUUGGGCCUCCCCGGUGGCGCCGCCUACCUCCCUGCCCCUGUCGAGGAGAAGAAGGAGCGCAAGAAGCGCACCCACGACCCCAAUGCUCCCAAGCGUCCCCUGACCCCCUACUUCCUCUACAUGCAGACUGCCCGUCCUAUCAUCGCUCUUGACCUCGGCGACGCCGCACCCAAGGGUGCUGUCCAGGAGGAGGGCCAGCGCCGCUGGAAGGCCAUGAACCCCGCCGAGAAGGCGGGAUGGAACAACGCCUACCAGUACAACCUCCGUCUCUACCAGGCCCGUGUCCACGCCUACAAGCAGGGUGGCAACUCGGAGGCCAGGCUCAUGGACGAUGAUGCCGCGCUCAAGUACGCCGAGGAGCACAACAUCCAGAUCAACCCCGUCGAUGUUGUCCCCGAUGUCGAGGACGCCAUUGCCGAGCAGCUGAACCAGGCCAACACGGUCGAUGCGCCCGGCGAAGAUGAGGAGGAAGACGAGGCUCCCGCCCCCGUCAAGACCCCUAAGAAGCCCGCCUCCACUCGUAAGCGCAAGACUGCCACUCCCGCUGCCGAGGCUGAGGCCAAGAACACCGGCACUCCCGCGAGUCCUGACAAGAAGCGCCGUCGCACAUCCACCAAGGUUGCCGAUGCCGUCGAGCCGGCAGAGCCCGCGAAGAAGAGCAGAGCUAAGAAGGCUAAGGCUUGAUCGGUUCGCUUGCUCUCUUCUACUCUUGUUUCUGGGUUUCUGGGUUUUUGCAAAGAUGAUACCUCAUUGUGCGGCCGCUUGUCGUUAACCUCCUAAACUGGCUUGAGUACCGGCGCUGAU